AUGGCCGCCUGCGCCGACCAUUCGUCCGCUCCAGCUGUCAUCUCCCCCAGCCUCCACCACGACUGCGCAUACGACGACAGCCAGCCUCGGCGCCAUGCCGUCCUGACAAGUAUCCCCAGCGACCUCUCCUCCCAGCUCUCCGUCCCACGUGGCGCCACCAGCAGCAGCCCAACCCUACCCGAGUCGCCUGUACCACCCGCCGCGGCAGCACAAGCGGCAGCGGGAGAAACACGCAAAAUCAACCCUGCGACGACGACGGCGGCCAUUACAGCCACAACCGCCGCCACGCCCGUCCCCGUCGUCGAGCCCAUCGCCGACGGCAAUAAUCGCUGGAGCCACUGGAGCCGCUGCAGCAGCAGCAGUGCCGCCGCCAUCGACUCCCCGUCCUCGGCCGCAAAACAAACCCUCGGCCGCCUCAGAACCACUCCCACCAUAACCACCAGCAGCACCACCAGCCUUGCCAGCACGCCCACAGACAGGAAUCCCCUCAUCGCCUACCGCUUCGGCCACCCUACCCUGCCUCCAACCCCUGACCACCAGUCGCCUUCGGCCAUUCGCAAGACGUCGCCUGGCCUGGCUGCCCGACUCAAGGCGUUGGGCUUCGGCACCUCCAAAAAUCCGCCCUCGCCCCCAACCCCCCAGCACGACAACGUCGGUCGCCUCGACGAGGACCAGCUGCGUCGCCUCGACCGGAAACUCCAGGCCGCCUCCUUCAGCGCAGUCAUCGCCCGGCGCGGUCGGCCUUGGAAGGGCGCCGCCGCCCCGUCCUCGCCCCUCGACAACUCGCCCUCGCCCCUCGUCCUCGGCUCUCCGUGGCUGCCCGAGAUCCAAAAAUCGGAGCCCCUGGCCAUGGACACGCACAAGUACCGCAUGCCCGAACACACAAACGGCAAUGGAACAAAGGUGACUCUCAACACUCGCCGCGAGCACCUCCAACGCAAUGCCCGUCCUCCGUCCCCCGACGACGCCGUGCCUCCGCCGCCCCCGCCCAAAGACAACCCUACACUGGCCGUCACCCCCCCGGCUGUCAUGUCUUCCGAGGACCAUUUUGUCCCUGGCUUGAGUUCCUACUUUACCUCGGCCAACAGCCGCCCGGGCUCGAUAUACACGCUCUCCCGCGCAUCCUUCGCCAGCCAGCUCGCUCAGUUGACGUCGCUGCAGUUGCCCGACCCAGAGUCCUUGUCUAGCAAGGUCUCUGCCAUUCGCUCCGCCCAGGUCGCCGCCAAAGCUCUCAUAAACGCCGCUGAGCAGAUCCGGAGCUGGAUCUCCAAGGCACAGGAAGUCAUUGGCGGUCUCGACAGCGAGGAUGACGUCGAAUGGUCCGCCGCCGGCGGCAGAGAGGGCCUCGAGGAGGUGGAAAACGCCAUUCACCGAUUCGAGCACCUCAUCAACGUCUACGUCGGCGCAAUCGAGGAGUUGCAAGCCCGAGGCGACAUCUCCACCGUCGCCUCCGAUGACCUGAGGCGGGCCGUGACGCAAAUGGAAUCCAUCCUCGACGAGUGGGCCCAGAUCCGAGCCACGCUGCAGGUCGUCCGCACGCAGGUCGAAAUCGCCAUGGAGUGGGAGGAGCUGUGGAACAACGUGCUGGGCGACAUUCAGGGCGAAAUGGACGAGCUGAGCCGACUGGUCUUUGAGAUGGAGGAGCGCCGCCACAAGCCCGCCGUGUCAGCCGCUGCCGGCGAUGGCGUCGACAUUGGCGACCUCGAGACCAUUGUGGAGGACUCCCCCGGCGCCGCCUUACGCCAGCAAAGCUCCAAUCGCCUCAGUCUCUCGGGACUACCAAUGACCGCCAGCUCACCAGGCUCGCCGAGCCUCUCGCACGACGAUUCCAGCCUCCUCGCCCUGUUCGCCAGGAUGCAACCCCUCAGGGCCUCGCUUGACUUCCUUCCCAUGCGCCUCUCGGUGUUUGAGGCCCGGGCCGAGAGGUCCUUUCCCACGGCCUGCGAGGAGCUCCAGACGCGACGCAACAGCCUCGAUGCGGCCUACAAGAAGCUCGAGAGAGACGCCGAGUCGCUGCGCAAGGAGCUGGGCGAGGACCGCUGGGUCAUCGUCUUCCGCGGCGCUGGGCGACAGGCCCAGAAGAUGCUCGAGUCUGUCCAACGCUCUCUCAUCAAGCUCCGAGAGGCUCUAGACGCCGGCCAGUACUUGACAAACCCAGCCACCAUGACCAAGAAGAUGGAGAGCUAUGAAGCCAAGAAGACACACUACGGCCCGGCCAUUGAAAGGAUCUUGUCCAUCAUCGAAAAGGGCGUCAAGGACCGCUUCACCGUCAAUGGCGAGAUUCUGCGGCUCUUGAGCGACACGCAAUCCCGAUGGCAGACUCUCAAGUAUCAGUUGAGGGACAUGGACGCGAUCCUCGAGGAGAUCCAGGCCGACCGCAAGGGACAGCACCUGCGAGACUCGGUGUCAAGCAUGUUGUCCAACGACCGUUCCACCCUGGGCAGCGGCCACGAAACCCCGGGAAGCUCCCCGCCGUCGUCGGUAAUCAUGUCCACCCUCGGCUUUGACCCGCACACCCCGGCUCCCAAGUCCAAGGGCCGCUCCCCAAAGCCAAGCCAUAGCGCUCCUCUCCCCGGCGGCAGGAGGCGUUCAUCUCUCCCCGCGCCAACCUCCGCAGUGGGCAGGAAGACGGCGCCUCGGCUGUCGACGAUUGCCAGCUCCCCUGCCACCACGUCCGGGCCUCUCAGCAGGACGCCACGGCCUGAUUCUGCACUCGCCCAUCGCCCCCGCUGGAACGGCUCCACCAACGUCGCCAGCAUCGAUACCGGCCACAAUUUCAAGCCCAUGAGCCUGACUACGCCAAGCCCCUAUGCAAGAUCGACGCCAGGCGCUCAGCGGUCCGCCUCGUCGCUCUCGCCCCCCAGCGCUGUCACCAGGCUGCCCACUCCUCGCCGCAAUGCCUUCACUCGCGCCUCAUCAGAGUCGCCCAGCGUCAGAGACACGCCCUCGAGGACCAGCCACUCGCGCCAUUCAUUCCGUGAGAGGCUGUCGUCCCCUGGGCCCUACUCGCAGCAGACUCUGGCUAAGCCACGCUUGUUGACCAAAUGCUCCAUGUCGGCCCUGGCGACAAACCGCUCCGUCUCUCUGCAACCGUCUGUGUCGGAUCCACCCCCCGACGCGCGAUCCAUCAACCGUCCCGCCAGCUCACUUGCCUUCAUGCCUCGCCGGAGCAGCCUGCUUCCGCUACCCAAGGGUAAAAAGGAGGAAAGCAGCACGGUCCGCGCGAGCUCGCGGCUGAGUUCGGUCAGUCGCUCGGCCAGCCGCUCUAGCACGAACAAGACAACGCUCUCGGACAAGGACGGAAAGCCGAGAUGGCGGCCUUGA
Messenger RNA from Hirsutella rhossiliensis, 3324 nucleotides. Its product is annotated as cortical protein. The transcript has a single exon. Gene Ontology annotation, biological process: mitotic spindle orientation checkpoint signaling; establishment of spindle localization; nuclear migration along microtubule. NCBI's taxonomy places the organism in Eukaryota, Fungi, Ascomycota, Sordariomycetes, Hypocreales, Ophiocordycipitaceae. Gene Ontology annotation, cellular component: cell cortex; mating projection tip; spindle pole body. The record is from RefSeq and is a predicted model, not a curated record. Bases 1 to 3324 code for a protein of 1107 amino acids.